AUGUUAUAUAAAUUUGGAUUAGAAGCAUUUAAUGGAUCAAUCGUAAGUUUAGCUGCAAAUCGUUAUGAUCGAGAUGCAUUUAAUAAUGCUAAUGUAGCUCGAACAUUUGAAAAAGUUGGUUUAUUAGUUGGUCUUAAUCAAGCAUGUCAAUGUAUUGGAUCGAUUUUAAUAGCUCCAUUAAUAAAACGUUGGCCAACACGAACUGUUUUAUCAAUAUCAAUAUUUAGUUUUGCAUUAUUUACAGCAUUACUUAUGAUUAUUGAUGCAGCAACUGGAGGAAAAAUAAAACCAUCAAAUUUUCAAGCAAUGCAUGAAAAUGAUUUUAGUUAUUAUGGAAAAUAUCCAACAAAUGUAAUUAUUCCAAUUUAUUGUAUAACAGGUAUUGCUUAUGGAAUGGUUGAAUUAAUUCGACGAAUAAUUCCUGGUGAUAUUGUUGGAAGUGAUGAAGAAAAAUUACAAAGAAUGGAUGCUUUAGUUCAUGUUUUUUAUGAAAUAGCUGGAGUUUCUGGAGCAUUAAUAACUGGUCUCAUUUUAAUUCCACGUCUUGGAAAUAAUUAUUCAUUUUUAAUAACACCAAUUCUUUUUAGUUUAUCAGCAAUAGUUUGGAUAUUAAUUAAUUCAUUUGAAACUAAAACAACUAUUGAAGAUGAACAAUUUGCAAUAGAUAAUCAAAAUCAUAAAACAAAUUAUUUUAAAGCUCUUAUUAAAGGUUUUAUUCUAUUUGGUGAAUCGGUUUAUAUUGGAGCAAAAAUAAUAUUUACAAGUCGAAAAUAUUUUUGGUUAUUUCCAUGUUAUUCAUUAACACUUUAUAUUCAUCGUUAUAUUGAAAAUGGUAUUGCUCCUCAAAUAGCUAAAAGAUAUCUUCAAAAUUCUGAAUGGUCACAAAUUAUUGUUGGAGGAUCAAAUUUUGGAGAAUUAAUUGGAGCUUUAUUUGUUUUUUUCUUAACUAAAAAAAUUCGAAGUCCACUUGUUUGGUUAAGAUUAGAUUCGAUUUUAUUAUUUAUUGUUUGGUAUUUACCAUUUUAUAAUCCAUCUUCAAUUAGUGUUAAAAAUGCUUGGAUUAUAGCAUUAUCAUUUAUUCCAUUUGGAUUUGGUUCAGCUGGUGAUGAUGUUUCAUUAAAUGCACAUAUACAAGCAUCUUUAAGUAAACCACAAUUAAAAGAUAAAGAUGUUUCAUCAUUAGGAUCUGUUAUGGCUUUUCUUUAUUCAUCUUAUAUUAUUCUUUAUGCUAUUUUAAAUCCAUUACUUGGAAAAUAUAUUGAUUCUGUUUAUAAUUCAAAACAAACAAUAAGACCAGCUUUUAUUUUUACUGCUGGUGUACAAACAACAAUUAUUUCAAUUAUAGUUUUUCUAUCGACAUUUAUUCCAAAAGGUUCUUUUAAAUUAAAUCCAACGUUAGAAUAA
Rotaria sp. Silwood2 is the source of this 1404-nucleotide messenger RNA. The record is from the annotation of a GenBank genome assembly. NCBI's taxonomy places the organism in Eukaryota, Metazoa, Rotifera, Eurotatoria, Philodinida, Philodinidae.